This is a messenger RNA of Colletotrichum paranaense, 1170 nucleotides long. RefSeq lists its product as uncharacterized. The transcript has a single exon. The coding region runs from base 1 to 1170 and encodes 389 amino acids. NCBI's taxonomy places the organism in Eukaryota, Fungi, Ascomycota, Sordariomycetes, Glomerellales, Glomerellaceae. The record is from RefSeq and is a predicted model, not a curated record.
AUGGCUCCUCCCAUCUCUGUCGAAAGCGUCCCCAGCCUGGACGCCUUCAUGCCUGGCAAGAAUGACACUUACACACCGAGUUUUGCUCCCUUCAACCCCGCUAAGCAUUUAGCGUAUUCCCCUCCCUCCAAGGUCCUGACCAUGAAGGACCUUGCUCUAGAACCGACUGUCCUGUCCCCCAUCGCAACAACCGAGCCUUUCCCGCUUCUCUCCCAGGAGGCCAUUCUUCGUUAUCGCCAAGACUUAUUCAGCAAAGAUGUCCUGGACAACUGCCUCCAUCACACUCGCCCUGGAUCUGUCCAGCUUCGAGGCAUGGCACCGCGUUACUCCGCUUUCAUCCACGAUCUAUGGCAUUCCCCCGAAGUUCUCAGGAUUGUGAGCGACGUUGCUGGUGUCCAACUCGUUCCUGCCAUGGACUAUGAGAUCAGCCACACCAAUGUCCAGCUUGGACCAGGUGGUCUCGAUGCGGUUCGGAAGACACCCGUUGUACCUCCUGAAGCUACUGAAGAGGCUAUCAAGAACUUUGAGGCCGAAAAGGGCCAGGUCAGAGCUGUCACUGAUCAAUCAAAGCCUAUUAUUGAGUGGCACAAGGACUCGCAUCCUUGGGUCUGCGUUGUUAUGCUCUCGGAUGCUCGUCAUAUGACUGGUGGCGAGACUGAGUUGAUGAAGGGAGAUGGUACCACCGUAAAGGUGAAGGCGCCGCAAAUGGUAAGCAUUAACGAAAGAUGGAAUACGUCUUUCAAGCCUGACGUUUACAAAUUGCAGGGCUGCGCCGUCCUUCUCCAGGGCCGUUACAUCUCCCAUACCGCCGCUCCCGUCGAAAACAUGCCCGAGCGCGUCACAGUCGUCACCUCAUUUCGCCCCAAGAACCCGCUCCUUGUCGACGAUACGACCAACGCCAACGUUAAAAACAAGUCUCAUUUGACCGAGCUAUACUACCAGUGGACCACCUACCGAUUGGAGGUCAUGGCUCAUCGUGCUCGUAGUGCUUUGACCGAGUUGCAGGAGAGGUAUGCGAAGAACGUUGCCGAGUCGGAUCCUGAGGGAAAGCCUGGUCUCUGCAGAGUUGAGACAGUGAGUUCGGAGGAGAUUAACAAGUGGUGUGUGGAGAUGAUCAAGUAUCUUCAGGAUACCACCAGUGAGAUGGGACUGCCUGGAAACAAGGCCUAG